Messenger RNA from Hemicordylus capensis (graceful crag lizard), 2431 nucleotides. RefSeq names its product bestrophin 1 (gene BEST1). Gene Ontology annotation, molecular function: chloride channel activity. NCBI's taxonomy places the organism in Eukaryota, Metazoa, Chordata, Lepidosauria, Squamata, Cordylidae. Bases 49 to 2364 code for a protein of 771 amino acids. The record is from RefSeq and is a predicted model, not a curated record. The transcript has 10 exons.
UCCUCGAGCCCCAGGCGCAGUGCCGGAGCCUGCUUCUCAGGCCUUGUGAUGACAGUGACAUACACCUAUCGUGUAGCUGAUGCACGCCUGGGCACCUUUUCACAGCUCCUGCUCCGAUGGAAAGGGAGCAUCUACAAACUCCUCUAUUGUGAGUUCUUGAUCUUCAUCUCCUUCUACUUCAGCAUCAGCCUCGUCUACAGGCUGAUACUGAGUGAGAGCCAAAGGCUGAUGUUUGAGAAGCUGGCUCUGUACUGCAAUAGCUAUGCUGAACUGAUUCCCGUGUCCUUUGUGCUAGGCUUUUAUGUGACCUUAGUGGUGUCUCGCUGGUGGGGCCAGUACGAGAGCAUCCCAUGGCCUGAUCGCAUUAUGAACCUGGUCUCCAGUAGCGUGGAUGGGAAGGAUGAGUAUGGGCGCCUUCUGAGGCGCACACUGAUGCGCUACAUCAAUCUGCUAAGUGUGCUGAUCUUGCGCUCUGUCAGCACUGCAGUCUUCAAGCGAUUUCCCAGCAUAGAACACGUUGUGAGAGCAGGCCUAAUGACUCCAGAAGAACACAAAAAGUUUGACAGCCUGAACUCACCCCAUAACAAGUUCUGGAUCCCCUGUGUGUGGUUCUCAAACCUGGCAGUGAAGGCACGCAAUGAUGGCAGGAUUCGUGACAGUGUGCUCCUCCAAGGCAUCCUGAACGAAAUGAACACUUUACGCAGUCAAUGUGGGCGACUCUACGGGUAUGACUGGAUCAGCAUUCCAUUGGUCUACACACAGGUGGUCACAGUGGCUGUUUACAGCUUCUUCUUGGCUUGUUUGAUUGGCCGACAGUUCCUGGACCCAGCAAAGGGGUAUCAUGGCCAUGAGAUGGACCUCUUUGUGCCCAUCUUCACCUUCCUACAGUUUUUCUUCUAUGCUGGUUGGCUAAAGGUAGCUGAACAGCUGAUUAAUCCAUUUGGGGAGGACGAUGAUGACUUUGAAACCAAUUGGCUCAUUGAUAGGAAUCUGCAGGUCUCCCUUAUGGCUGUGGAUGAAAUGCACCAGGAUGUGCCCACCCUGCAGAAGGAUCCAUACUGGAAUGAAUCAGACCCACAACCACCCUAUACAGCAGCAACUGCAGAAUAUAAGCGGCCCUCUUUCAUGGGCUCAACCUUUGAUAUCAGCAUGCAGAAAGAAGAGAUGGAAUUCCAGCCCCUGGAACAGAUUAAAGAGAACGAGGAAGCCAACCACUCAACGCCAUUGUUGGGACACAUAAGCCGCUUCCUGAGUGCCCAGUCCCCCAGUUUCGCCAGGUCAGCAUCAAGAAUGAACCUGAUGCGUCGGAGGAAUGAAAAUGUGCCUCCUUCUCCUUAUUAUGCAUACCCAGAUGUGGGCAAACCCGCGAGCCCCACUAGCAUUAACCAGCAAAGGGGAGACUGCUCCUACCCCGGCUUCUGUCCCCCAGAUCAAUGGGACAAGGCAGCCAGCAAACUGAGAGAAUUUGACGCCUUCAUGUCCACUCCCUUCUACGAGAGGCCUGGCUUCUACAGUGCUCCACAAACCCCCAUCAGCUCCAUCCCCAUGAUCUUCCCCUCCAGACGCCAAGGCCGCAAGAAGCCACCUGCUCUCUCCAGUAUUGCUGCCUGUUCCACUUCCUUGAGGGAUAAUUUAUCCAGCAAAUCUCCUUGCCAAGCGAGCGAUAUGGACAGAAGCGAAAUCUCUCUUGGCUCAGGAACCAGAGAAACAUUUGUUUGGCCAGCAGAAAAAAGCCAAGUUCCGGACUCAUUGGCAGUGACCGUGGAAGAGGAGGAAAGAAACGUGACCAAUAAACUGAAGGAGGCUGUUCCUCUUGGAAGCCCAGGGGCUCUGUCUUCAGGGGACUCCAUAAGCCCCAGGUUUCCAUUCUUUGCUGAGUCCCCAGGUCCUGAGAUGCAGACAAACUUCAAGAAUUUGAACAAUCUGAAGGGUCACCGGCAUCUCUGGCUGCCUCCAGACAACCCAGGAAUUCCAAACCCAGACCAUUCCAGCUCCCUCCCCAGCCAUGGUAUCAGGACCCCUAGCAGCAAUGGCCCUACCUUCUUCUCCUUCACACCUUUGACGUCCCCAGUGCUUGAGAGAUCCCGCCUGAGCAAAACAAGCAGCACUUCUGUCAGUCCUAGUGCAGCGGAGGUGCCUGGAGGAGUCCCUGAGCAGGAAUCUGUAGCAGCUUCUGCCAGAGAACCAGGAAGUGGAGGCCCCAGUGCUUAUCACCCCAAGGAGCAGAGAAAGGCAGGCACCUCUUCCUCCUCCAAUGACUCUGGCAUCUCUCUAGCUGAGGGAGACUUUGUAGGACUCAUGGAAGUGAUCAUGGAAACGAGUGAGAACACAGCUGAUGAGGGGAGGGUAGACAAGGACAACUAAAAGAAACGAGCUCACAGAUACUUUCCAUUAGGAUGCCAUGGUGGUUUUCCUUUUUAACCAUGCUUCU